GAAAGGAAGAAGAAACCAAAAGAAAAGCUCACCCAUCUUCCAAGCGGUUCCAUAAACUUACCGUAAUAAUCAUGUGACGUCAAAUCAUUGAUGACGUCAACAACGUUAGUAGCCAAGGGAAUCAACAGAUACCACCUACCGGAUGUUUCUAACGAAAGGAAGUUCCCUCCAUCUGCGACUAUCGAAUAGAACCUAUGUAUAGAAAUACAACUUCCGCCGGAUGUUUACGGUUGCCAAGUGAGAAGUUGGAAACUCCGAAAAAUAUACGGUUUUCGUAACCACAAUUAAACCACUACACAUUCCAUCAUGACUAAGGAAUCGAUUGACGACGAUUCAUUUUGUAUACUUCUGAACAGAAUCAGUCAGGAGACGGACCACACAGAAAACAAAGUGAAAAUACUUUAUGACUUCAAAGGAUUUCUCAAUGCUUAUCAGGCAACUAAAGUGAUGCAUGCAUUGGGAAACCCAGGUCAUAAAGUGCAGGCCAUCCAAAUCUUAGAAACAAAAUUAUGCCGGAUGUCAUGCCAAGAUGCCAGACACAUAUUUGGAGCAAUGACCAUUCAGCGUGAUAAGCUAAUCGCUCUAGACUGUACCAAAAGGGUUCUAACAGACUACCACACACGAAUGGGUGAGGAAUAUAUCUUGAGUUGCUUUCCUUUCGAGGCAGACAAGCAUCAAGCACUUCAAAUUUUAAGAACGGUGAGAAGCGACAUAGCCGACAUACCUGCAGCUGGUAGUCACCAGGGUUAUGCUGCUCUGGGCGCCCUGUACACUCAGUCAUUCUCCUCCGUUCCUGGGACAAAGUUUAAAUCGCCGACACCAUUCAGCCACCCAGCUCCCCAUGAGCCGGAUACGAUCAGGUCCAUAUACCCCAACCAUCCGUCAUAUGCAUAUCCCAAGGAUAAGAGUUACGCUGAAGACAGGGGCUAUCCUGGACACAUCAUGUAUCCAAGCAACAUUGCAACUCCCCGCCCCUACCCAUCAGGAGCCCCCUAUCUAGGGCAGCACAGCGGGGCACCUGCACCUACUGGAUUCCCCAACUUGGACAAAUCAAGAAUUGUGUAUUAAUCAGGCCAUCUACUUGAUAGUCAGGCCAUCUACUUGAUAAUCAGGCCAUCUACUUGAUAAUCAGGCCAUCUACUUGUUAAUCAGGCCGUCUACUUGGUAAUAAGGCUUCUGCUUGGUAAUCAGGCCAUAUACUUGGAAAUCAGGACAUCUGCUUGGUAAUCAUGCCAUCUACUUGGUAAUCAGGCCGUCUGCUUGGUAAUCGAGCCGUCUGCUUGGUAAUCAGUUUCUUUUCAGUAUUGCUUUUGUAAAUAACUGUGCUUUGUAACCAUUUAUUUUUAAACCAACACAAGUCCAUUGUACAUUAUACCACUGUUAUGUAUAGUAACAUAUAUUGUUAGAAUAAUAUAUAUAUAUAUAUAUAUAUAUAUAUAUAUAUAUAUAUAUAUAUAUAUAUAUAUAUAUAUAUAUAUAUAUAUACGGUGAAACCUCAAAGAUACUUAUUUAUGUGCAUAAUGUUAUCAUUUUACAAGUGGAAAUUCAGUUGUGCUGUUUAUAUGGUCAGUCCCAUGUUAGUUAUAUACAUCAUCAUCACAAUGAUUUAAAACUGACAAAUUGAAAGUGGAUUAAAAAAAACCUCACCCUUAUUUUGUUGUUUAAGUAACAUCUUCAAAUUAUUUUUACUAUAUCCUUAAUUGCCAGGCUUGUAUAUGUUUAUGACCAUUUAUGUUGCCAUGCUCUGCAACCAAAGUUCCUCCAACACUAUGCAAAGAUGUGCAACCCCAAAUCAUUAAUUUAACUACUAGAUUAAAGAGACAGAUCCUAGUUUUUAAACACUAAGGCAUAGUUUUUAACUAUUAGAGCCAUUUAUGAUCACUGAAAUCAAACAUUACUUAUAUUUUAUUCUUUAGAUUAUCAAUUUCCGUACAACCGAAGUGU
Molecule: messenger RNA, 1944 nt
Organism: Gigantopelta aegis
Lineage: Eukaryota; Metazoa; Mollusca; Gastropoda; Neomphalida; Peltospiridae
Exons: 8
Coding region: 307-1068 (253 amino acids)
Source: RefSeq, a predicted model, not a curated record